UACUCUUCUUCUCUCUUAUUGGUUUCCCUUUCUACGCCCUUCCACCGACGCUGAUUGUUCAAGAACGAAGAUCAUCACUGCUCAAUCUGGCUAAGAUCUGAUACCACAUCGCCGGAAAUCAUGUCGUCCGGAAGAUACAUGGCUUACUCGCCGUCUCCUUCCGCACCUCACUCUCCUCACUUAGGUGGUCUUCGUUCAGCUGCAUCCGCCUUUGUUGAGCAGGAGAAAUACCUAUCAGAGUUACUUGCAGAGCGACAGAAACUUAGCCCCUUUAUGCCAAUUCUUCCCCUUUGCUGCCGAUUGUUAAAUCAGGAAAUAUUGCGUGUAACCACUCUGUUGGGGAAUGCAUCAAUUUUAGAUCAAAGUGGGUUUGAACAUGCUAGCCCAAUGGAUUCAGGAGGAAUAUUUCCAAAUGCAGGAGCCAAUGUGAACAGAUGGGCAUCACCCUUGCAAUCAGAACCAGCGUCUGCACAAAAUUGGCUUAGUUCCUUGGGAAACUCAUCGGGUCUUAUAGUGAAGAGAACAAUCAGGGUUGAUAUACCUGUUGACCAGUAUCCUAAUUACAACUUUGUAGGUCGGCUCCUUGGUCCAAGAGGGAACUCUAUAAAGAGGGUUGAAGCCAGUACUGAUUGUCGUGUCCUUAUCAGAGGACGUGGUAGUAUCAAGGAUCCUGUUAAGGAAGAAAUGAUGAGAGGAAAAGCAGGAUAUGAGCAUCUGAAUGAACCUCUACACAUACUAGUUGAGGCUGAAUUACCAGUUGAAAUAAUCGAUGCCCGUUUAAUGCAAGCUCGUGAGAUACUUGAAGAUCUUCUUGAACCUGUGCAGAAUGAAUCGCACGAUUUCUACAAGAAGCAUCAACUGCGGGAGCUAGCAAUGCUGAAUGGCACGCUUCGUGACGAGGGGGGAUCUCAAAUAUCAGGGGGAUCUCAAAUGUCUGGGGGAUCUGUAUCCCCAUUCAACAAUAGCCUUGGAAUGAAAAGGGCUAAAACAAGGGGAUGAUGAAUGAAGGAAGAAUUCAUAUAUUUAGUUGAUGUUUGGAGGUUAUCGACAUGAUGGUCUGAUAAAAUGGAUGGUAUCGGCCUGAGCCAGUGCAUAUGGUGAAAAUGCAUGGUGAUUCUUAACUUGUUCAUGUAAGAUAUAUGGAGUGUAGUAAUUUUUUGCUAGCUUCCUGCCUGGGGAGUAAAAUUAAUCAUGGCAGAGUGUGAUCAUGUCAUGAAUUUUAUUUUAUUAUUAUUAUUUUUUUUAAAUCAGAUUUUGGCUUUUGGGUAUUGCAUUCAUAUUUUAUUGUUGUGUAGGUUAUGUAUGUAUUGAAUUGAUUUGCAAGAAAAUGGUCUGUUUUAUGCAAGUUUUGAUGAAAUAUGGCUAUUUU
Molecule: messenger RNA, 1369 nt
Organism: Impatiens glandulifera
Lineage: Eukaryota; Viridiplantae; Streptophyta; Magnoliopsida; Ericales; Balsaminaceae
Product: KH domain-containing protein At5g56140-like
Exons: 7
Coding region: 121-999 (292 amino acids)
Biological process (GO): regulation of mRNA splicing, via spliceosome
Cellular component (GO): nucleus
Molecular function (GO): mRNA binding
Source: RefSeq, a predicted model, not a curated record